GUGACUGGAGGGGACAUGCUGGCCGGGCACUAGCAGUAGUCAGCCUGUGCUGCCGCUCCGCCGCCGCAUUGUUACCGGGAGUCCGUCCUCCUCCUCAGCAGCAGCAUGCCCGGGAAAGCCGCCUGCUCCGGAGCCGCCAUGCAGAGGUCGUGCCGAGAUAUGGAGGAGCUGAUCGUGGAGCUGCGCUUGUUCCUGCAGCUGCUGGACCACGAAUAUCUUACCACAACGGUUAAAGAGAAAAAGACCGUCCUAAGCAACAUUCUGCAGAGGAUACAGUCAUCCAAAGAAUUCGAGCUGAAGAACCAUGUGCACAGAGCGGAGACAUCAAGCAAUGUACCUGCCCCUCCUCAAAUGCCUCUCCCAGAAAUCCCCCAGCAGUGGCUGCCUCCAGACAACGGACCCCCGCCUUUGCCAACAUCAUCGCUUCCAGAAGGGUAUUAUGAAGAAGCUGUGCCUCUAAGCCCUGGUAAAGCCCCUGAGUACAUAACUUCCAAUUAUGACUCGGAUGCGAUGAGCAGCUCAUACGAGUCUUACGAUGAAGAAGAUGAAGAUGGGAAAGGACAGAAAAAGAGACUACAGUGGCCGUCUGAAGAAGCCUCCAUGGACCUUGUCAAAGAUGCUAAGAUCUGUGCAUUCCUGCUGCGGAAGAAAAGAUUUGGGCAGUGGACUAAACUUUUAUGUGUCAUUAAGGAAAAUAAAUUAAUGUGCUACAAAUCUUCCAAGGAUCAGCAACCUCAGAUGGAGUUACCCUUGAACGGCUGCUCAGUCUCCUACGUACCGAAAGAUGGGAAGAAGAAGAAGCAUGAACUGAAGAUUAUUCACCAGGGGACAGACGCUCUGGUUCUCGCCGUCCAAAGUGAGGAACAGGCCGAACAGUGGCUGAAGGUAAUAAAAGAAGUAUGUGGGACCGUGGACUCGGAUGGACCCUCUUCGAGUUCUCCUGUGCCAAAAACAGAAAUAGAAAAGAAAUCGUCGGAGAGGCCGAGCUCAGACGGGGAGUGCAAUGUGGAGAAUAGCACAGCAGUUGUCAAUGGCAAGGAGCCUGGGAAACGAAAGAAAAGUGGCACAAAAGCUGAGCCGAAAGGUACAGUAACCAAAGUAACAGGAAAGAAAAUAACAAAAAUAAUUGGUCUGGGGAAGAAGAAGCCAAGUACGGAUGAGCAGACCUCAUCGGCAGAAGAAGACGUUCCAACGUGUGGCUACCUAAAUGUCCUAAGCAACAACCGGUGGAGGGAGCGGUGGUGCCGGGUCAAAGACCAUAAACUCAUCUUCCAUAAAGACAGGACCGAUCUUAAGACGCACAUCGUCUCCAUACCUCUGAGAGGAUGUGAAGUCAUCCCAGGCCUGGACUCCAAGCAUCCCCUGACGUUCCGUCUUCUCCGUAAUGGCCAGGAGGUGGCCGUGCUAGAGGCCUCAUCUUCAGAAAACAUGGGCAGGUGGAUCGGCAUCUUACUGGCAGAAACGGGUUCCUCUACAGAUCCUGGAGCGCUGCACUAUGACUACAUCGAUGUGGACACCACCGCCAAUGUCAUCCAGACAGCUAAGCAGUCUUUCUGUUUCAUGAACAGAAGAGUCAUCUCCACUAACCCCUACCGUGAAGCCCCCACAAACGGCUAUUCAUGUCCCAGCGGAGUGGCCCUUCACUACGACGAUGUCCCGUGCAUCAAUGGAUUGUGGAGGCCGGACGAGGAUUAUUCUUUCAGGCAGAAGGGAGAAGAGGUGCUGUAUGAUGAUGCAGAUGUGUACGAUAACUUACCAUCUCCAAAAAUCUUUGCACGCAACCCGUCGACUGACAAAAAGCCCAAUAGGUUCUCCUCUGAGAAACUUUCUCCUAACCACUACAAAUCUCCUGUCUCGUCCAGUCUGUCCUCUCAGUCUGUCACUAACCACUCUCCUACUCUGGGGAGGGCGUCCGCUGGCUCCUCUUCUCAGCUCAGGAGCAAGAAGCCUCCUACAGCAUCUAAUGGGAUUGCAUCAAAAUCCAGACUGGCCACCAACCAGCAAAGGAAGCCGGUUCCAGUCAGCACAGUAAAGCGCAAUGCCUCCAAUGCUGAGCAGUAUAAAUACGGCAAGAACCGGGUGGAGGCUGAUGCGAAGAAAUUACAGCAGAAAGAGGAGGAACUACUGAAGAAGAAAGAAGCUCUGAGGAACAGACUGGCCCAGCUCCGCAAGGAGAAGCGGGAUACCAAAGCCGCGAUUGAAGCUAAUGCAGGGAGGAAAUCUCAGGCAAUGCUGGAGGACAAGUUUAAGAAGCUGGAAGACGAAUGUAAACUAAAGGAGACCGAGCGGGUCAAUCUGGAGCUGGAGCUGACAGAGGUGAAAGAGAACCUGAAGAAGGCCAUGGCAGGUGGAAUCACUCUCGGUCUCGCUAUAGAACCCAAGACAUCAAGGCCCCAGUCUCCAGUUCUCCGGCAUCGGACUGUGGAGAACUCUCCCAUCUCCAGCUGUGACACCAGUGAUGCAGAAUGCUCUCUACCAGUUAACAGUGCUGCGAUAUUAAAGAGACAGCCACCUGCAAAUAACUCCCCGGUACGAGGCCAUGUGCUAAGGAAGGCAAAGGAGUGGGAGCAGAAAAACGGCACAUAAGCCACGACACUUCAUCCUGUGACCUGUAUUUCAGCCUUAAAUAGCACGGACCAAGAGACAGAACUACGCAGUAUUUUUAUACCAGGGUGCAAGAGUACAUAGGUUUUGUAUGAAGUUCUCCCAACACGGCAGAGCAGCUGUGAAGGGCUUUGUCUCCGAGGACCCAUUCCUCUGUCAUGUGGAGAGCGAUUGAACGGCCUCGGUUUUCAUUGCUGGGCAGCUGACUGGCUCGCUGAAGACCAGGAUAAGCUGGUCGCGUCUCCAGUAUCUUGUUUUAUAUGCACAUAGUACGCCUUCAAUCACAUUCCAGGGUUUCUUGUCUAUUGCUCUCGUCUGCCCCCUGCUGUCUCACCUGAUGAAUUGCAUGUUGAGUUCUUUCCGGAUGAUUCAACGGUCAUGACCCUGCACCUUCCACUUUUUUUAUUGCACAAGUUUAUUGGCACAUUGGUCACUUACUUUUUCUGUCCGCACAAUGGAGUUCUUCGUCAUCAAUCAAGAUUGCCCCCAUCUUAAAUUCCCCGUGUCCAGAUACCUACUGGUCUUAAAGGGGUUGUCCAGGAGUACGUGGGGGGGGGGGGGGGGGGGGGGGGGAAUGGUU
Bufo bufo (common toad) is the source of this 3184-nucleotide messenger RNA. It is a transcript of the gene AFAP1, whose product is annotated as actin filament associated protein 1. Gene Ontology annotation, molecular function: SH2 domain binding; SH3 domain binding. The transcript is spliced from 18 exons. The record is from RefSeq and is a predicted model, not a curated record. The coding region runs from base 106 to 2586 and encodes 826 amino acids. Lineage: Eukaryota; Metazoa; Chordata; Amphibia; Anura; Bufonidae. Gene Ontology annotation, cellular component: cytosol.